Molecule: messenger RNA, 3288 nt
Organism: Filobasidium floriforme
Lineage: Eukaryota; Fungi; Basidiomycota; Tremellomycetes; Filobasidiales; Filobasidiaceae
Exons: 10
Coding region: 1-3288 (1095 amino acids)
Source: RefSeq, a predicted model, not a curated record
AUGGCAUCUGUGGACGACGACGAUCGAGUACCGGAUUCUCAGGACGGGGAUGGAGAGGAUAGCAACAGCGACGACGGACAGCGUCCUAUCCGAGGUCUUCCCCAACGACCCCCACCAUCUCUAGAUCACCCUGAUCGCAUCAAGGCAUGCUGGAGCGUGGAGAGAGGCAUCUGCAAUACCUCGGCAUGCGGUGCCGCCAUCGCUGCUGUUGUUCCCGGUUUGAAAGCCCAACUCCCCGGCCAGUCCAGAUGGAACAUCCUCGCCGACAGCCUCCUCAAUCCCCCUUUGACACCCGGGCGAGUUCUUUCCCUCUCGGGACUUCACCCUAAGGACCCUAGCCUGGCCGAUCAUGUUGCGGUGUACGCACAUGUGGUGACAGUACAGGAUAGGGAUACCGGGGACAUCAAGGUACUACCCUAUGUCGGCAGCGCGAUGGCAGGAAUGUUGCGAAGGGACGGUCCGGGUCCUCUAGCCAGUCGAAUGGCAUACUACGACAAGGUGAUUACGAGGGCUGCAGGGUGGGAAAAGACCCGCCGAGACAUGUCGGAACAUGGUCUCGUCUUUCGUCUAACUGAUCGAGAGUUCAAGAAUCUCAGUGGCAAGGAGAAGAAGGAGGAGAAGUGGAGGCCUUACAAGGUGAUCGGCGAUACUUGGUUCGUGCUAUGGUCGAUUCCGAGGGAAGAGAUCACCCAGCUGCUGGUACCCGGGCUAGGACCUCCUCUCCUAAAGCUGUACAGGCAGUACCAAAGCCGGGAUCCCAAUCUGGGCGAGAUGUACACGCUGUUGCAAGCGGCGGUGUGGGGUAUAGAGGGCCACUAUAUCCUCGGAUACGGAGAUGCCUAUCUCGGGGACAUGCCAGCCUUGCAAGAACUACGGGACAAGGUCAGGGAUCCGCCGAUCUGGCUGGAGGACAAGGGUAUUGAUGUUUUCAGCCUGAACGCACGCUUCACCUCGUUUGAACGGAGCAUCGGUGCACCUUCCCGUCCUCCCACUGCCGAGAAGAAGGAUGCGUAUCAGCAAACCCUCCUUUUCUACGAGGACAUUAUCAAAAAAAGGAUCCCUCGGAGCGAAGAAUCCAUCAAGGCCUACAGGGGUCGUCCCGGGCAGGCUUACGAUGAGGUUACGUACGACAACCUCGAUCAGCUUGAUGGACUCCCCGACCUCGAUCUCCCGGAGAACGAAAAGGUGGUCAGCCCACGAGCGAGCAGGUUGGUAGUGGAUAUGGAGUUUGACAGCGACGGGAUGGGGCAGCUUCAAGCCGUAUCGAAGCGUGACGUCGUCCUGUUUGCGUUGGGAACCGGCAAGUGGUGGCCCGAGGCUAUUACACAAGGGUUCGAAUUCAACACGGGAUACUCUCUUGCCGACCAUCCCCACUACUGCAAGAGGGACCCUCAGCCUUGGGUGGGCGAUAUUGUCAUCAAGGUACCCGCAGGCACCGACGGAUGGAGCGUGGAUAUCGACCUCGAGCACCUCGACCGCAACGGCCUACCUCCCCCGACCGGGACAGGGAUCGCCAUCAACUUCUGGACCGGAUCGCACACGAGACCUCGCAAAAUCUUACAACUACGUCGUCAAUACGGGAAGCUGUUCCAAGGAGAGCAAUCGCAUGAUCGUGUGCUGUCUGCCUUUGCCAUGGUCUUGCGAAUAUCGAUCGCGGCCUGUAAGCUGAAAGACUACCCGCUUCCAAAGUGUCUUCUCGAACGCCCUGGAUCCACUCAUCUUGCUUGGAACGACGAAGACGACUACUCGGACCCAGCAGAGCAAAUUCGGCUCGACUUGCAAGCAGACGGGAAGCUAGCAAUCGCGGGGUUUCAACCGGGCCAGGUUGUCGCGCAACAGGCCGAGCUGAUUGCGGGUAUCCCGUGUCAAGUUCGACCUCUUGGCGGCCCUCUGCCCCGAGGGAGCGUCAUGAGAGGUCUCGGCAGGGACGAGGAGGCGGGUCUCCCUGUUGCUCUCCUUCUGGACCGAGCCCGUUCCAUUCUCGGUGCUAGCAAGCAAGUCUCGGGCAUGAGAGAAGUCCUCGACGAGACUUGGACUACACACGCUGUCCUCCCACGCACUUUGACGUACCUCGGUUACGGGGUCUCGGCUCAUCGAUUUAGCGUACGAGGCCAGCCGACCAUCGCGCUCAUCAAGGGUUUCGAGGAGCUGGGAAACCAGACGGCCUUUCUCGAAAGGGUCUCGAACGUACUGGACGGUCUGCAGGAUGGAUAUUUCGAGGUCGGCGAGAACGAUCGGCACUGUUUCCUGCAGUGGCACGACAACGAGACGUGGGUACAGGUCGACGUCACCACCGAAUUGGUCAAAGAGGAUGGGGAUGUGAUCCUACCCCCCGCCUGGUCCACCCACCGCCAGGUCGAGGACGGAUCCUUCUGGCCUGACCCGAGCCUGACCGUUCCCGGACUUGGUGAUCGGGCCAUGGAAGAGGCGCUGGUCGAAGCGAUUGAACGAAGCGACCAUAUCGCGAUCGUCGGGUUUCUCGCUGCCACCGAAGUAUCUCCCGUCCUGACAGAAGCCAGGCUCGCUCGUCUAGCUCUCGUCUGUCUCCAACACCUCGUCUCGGAUAUCAGCCUCGGGGUCUCUUCUGCGGACAUCAGCCUCGGGGUCUCAUCGGACGAGCCUGUCAGCAUCGCCAACUGGUUGAUUCAAUACAUCAUGGAAAGCGAGUUGCAUUCGGAUUCGGACAACCUCCCCGACUUGUCGAAUGCUAGCAUACUUCGGACCUUGCAUGCGGUGGGCUUGUACCUGCCCGGUGCUCUCAUCGUGCCUCUCGAUACCCUGGACCUCGGUCCCCUGGACUCGGCGGCGGAUCUGCAGCUCUUGGUUCAGAUGGCGCAAGACAUGCCGUGGCCCAUCGUCUCGCCCUUGCUGACCGAGGUCCCGGAUCAGGUGCGACUUGGGAGGUCUUUGGCGAAAACGACAUCGGCAUACUGGGCGGUUUGGACCCUGACUACGGGAGGCUGGCUCGUCAUGACUCCCGAGAACCUACAAUUCCCGGAAGGACACGACCCAGAGACCAUCCCGCUCCACACGGUACGACAGGUCGACGUUCACAACGAGGGCGACCACCUCGCCAUCGAUCUACAUGUCGGCGGCGGCGGUGACGGCGGUGUAGAGGUCCGAUUGGAGCGAGGACUGGGCAAGCAGGACGCCAUCUGGAAACUGUCCCGUUGGUGCCAUCGGGUCGUCGAGGGAGGAGACCUUGAUCCCGGUCUUCCCAGCGACGUCGACUUUGACGAGGAGGUCUGGGCCGAGACGAUGUUGACGGUGUUGGCGAGGGAUGUCUGA